Kluyveromyces marxianus DMKU3-1042 is the source of this 2118-nucleotide messenger RNA. It is a transcript of the gene STE12, whose product is annotated as homeodomain family transcription factor STE12. Gene Ontology annotation, biological process: regulation of DNA-templated transcription; sexual reproduction; regulation of pseudohyphal growth. Bases 1 to 2118 code for a protein of 705 amino acids. The record is from RefSeq and is a predicted model, not a curated record. Gene Ontology annotation, molecular function: DNA-binding transcription factor activity. The transcript has a single exon. NCBI's taxonomy places the organism in Eukaryota, Fungi, Ascomycota, Saccharomycetes, Saccharomycetales, Saccharomycetaceae. Gene Ontology annotation, cellular component: Tec1p-Ste12p-Dig1p complex; nucleus; Ste12p-Dig1p-Dig2p complex.
AUGGCUAUAUCUGUUGUGAAGACGGAGGAUAUUAGUUCUGUGUCUGUGAGAGGAGAUGCUAGUCAAUCUCCAGAGGAAGUGGAAGAGUCGUUGAGACUAAUUGAGGAUCUGAAGUUUUUUUUAGCGACUGCCCCAGCGAAUUGGCAAGAGAACCAGGUUAUUAGACGGUAUUAUUUGAGCAACGACGAAGGGUUCGUUUCGUGUGUGUUUUGGAACAAUUUGUAUUAUAUUACUGGGACAGAUAUUGUGAGAUGCUGUGCUUACAGGAUGCAAAAGUUUGGACGGGAGAUUGUGGAGAGGAAGAAGUUUGAGGAAGGGAUCUUUUCAGAUCUGCGGAAUUUGAAGUGUGGGAUCGACGCGACUCUUGAGAAACCGAAGUCGGACUUUUUGAAGUUUCUGUACAAGAACAUGUGUUUGAAGACGCAGAAGAAACAGAAGGUUUUCUUUUGGUUUAGCGUGCCCCACGAUAGAUUGUUUGCAGAUGCUCUGGAAAGAGACUUGAAAAGAGUGGCUAGUGGCGGGCAGCCUACCACUAAGGCCGUUGCUGAACCGGCUCUGUCGUUUAAAUGGGAAGCGAACUCGGAUGUUUCCCUCUACGACCAAAUCACUCAUCAUGUAGACUCGCAGAGAAUUGAAUCACGGCCCGUAUCUGCUGAAGAAGAAGGGCAGCAACAGCAGCAAUCACAAACACAAUCACAUUCACAAUCACAGGCAAAUCAACAACUACACAACAAACAACAACUACAACACGUGGCAGAUACUCCGGUUAGUGCUGCUAAGGAAAUCGAGCCCUAUGAACUGGGUUCUGUUCAAGAAGAAGAAGCAGAAGUAGCAAUAGUAGAUAACGACAAACUACCGUACGGGCUGCCGUCUGGGCAAGAAGUAGAACAAACUAAUUACGAACCUCAACAGUUGGUAGUGCCUCAUUCUGAACAUGGAGAUGAGGUGCCAGCUGAGUUCGAUGAGCUCAAUGACGAUCUCAAACCAAGUGACAUUCUGGCGUCUAACCAGGAGGAAGACGAUUUCCCUCUGGAUUACUUCCCAGUGGAGAUAGAAUAUUCCCAAACCAGUAUGGACAGCUCGUUGCAUGUCAUGCCUCAGGGUUCUAAAAUGUCUACCCAAAUGAUGUUCUAUGAAGACAUGGACGGAAUGAUGGCCGGACCGAAAUAUCCAAUAUCAGCUGGUCUAUAUGAGGAUCCAUUCUUCCGUGAUGAGAUGGCAGUUCCAGUUCCAGUUCCAAACUCUGCAAAAUACAUGAUGCCCCCACCAAUGUCGGCGUCUCGCUCACAAUUCAUGACUAACGGCGAAUACUAUUCCAAGAGCAAAGAGAACAAGAAACCUGUGGCAGCGGCAUCAUCUUUAAACUCCAACAACAAGACACAAACACCAGAGCUUAAAAGAAGUGGCGAUGAAGACAUAAACUCUCCUACGUCGGAAAAUGAUGCGCCUGAGGAAGAAAAUGAUACCUCAGAGCAAUCGCAAGAACAAGAUUCUUCCCAUCGCAUGUAUCAGACAGAAACUCCCAGUAACGAGGAAUAUCUGUCCGCACCCUAUAAUAACAGGAGGAUGCAGGUUAAUGAAUCGAUGGUGCAUCCAUAUACAGGGAUGCUGUUAAAUCCUUAUAUGUUCUACAACAUGCUCGCGGUAGAUCCUGCAAUGACCAUGGGUGUUAACCCAAUGACCGAUCCCUUUUACGGGCAAGCUCAGGCGCAUAACAUGGAUGUCGUCCAUGAUAUGUAUCCACCCCAAGAAGUGGUGUAUCCGUCGAACUACAGGACAACGCCCAAGGCAGCAUACUUCAACAUGAGAUCCCCAUAUGGCAGAAAUUUCCCUCCACCUUCUGCAAUGAAUCCUUACUAUACACCAUACCAUAGAAGACAGCCAUCUUCUGGAACAAGAAGGUAUUUCAACAAGGCUGCCAUAAUCAACAAGAAAAUGAAAUCACCCCCAAGAAAGGGAAUGGUUUCCAAACCAACUCAGAAGUCAAUGAAAGUCAACAAUGGGGGGAAGGCUGAGGGAGCUAAGAGUGCGAGUAUGAUUAAUAAAGACUCAGAUAAUGCCUAUGUUGAAUUCCGGGAAGAGGCAGCAAAGGACUACUCUAAUGACAAUAUGAAAUAG